This is a messenger RNA of Acanthochromis polyacanthus (spiny chromis), 1851 nucleotides long. RefSeq names its product B2 bradykinin receptor-like. NCBI's taxonomy places the organism in Eukaryota, Metazoa, Chordata, Actinopteri, Pomacentridae. The transcript has a single exon. The record is from RefSeq and is a predicted model, not a curated record. The coding region runs from base 86 to 1120 and encodes 344 amino acids. Gene Ontology annotation, molecular function: bradykinin receptor activity. Gene Ontology annotation, cellular component: membrane. Gene Ontology annotation, biological process: smooth muscle contraction; vasoconstriction; immune response.
CACACCCUCAAUGUCCUGCCUUUUGAAUCUUCAUUCCUGAGAAGCAGCUUUCAUUUUAACCCCAAACGCAGAAGGGGAAUUACUUAUGGAUAGCAACAGUGCCGCAAGUGCUGAGGUUGUCUGCAACCACACAAAUGCAUGGGACUGGGUUUACACCAUGCAGCCUGCCUACAUGUCCAUCAUCUGCCUUCUGGGAGUGAUCGGCAACUCCUUCGUCCUUUGUGUGUUCUGUUUCCAGAAGAGGCGAAGCUCCGUUGCCGACAUCUACCUGAGCAAUCUGGCAGUGGCCGAUCUCCUCAUGGUUUCCUGUCUGCCGUUCUGGGUCGCAACCAUCAUCGACAAGUUCCACUGGAGAUUCGGCGAGUUCAUGUGCCAGCUUGUCGGCGUUGUCAUUGGGAUGAAUUAUUACUGUAGCAUGCUGUUCCUCACAGUUGUGAGUGUGGACAGAUAUGUGGCCCUGACCAGACCGCUGUCCCAGGGAAGGCAGAGACAGGCCUUCUGGGCACGUGGUAUUUGCUUUGGUAUCUGGAUCGUUGGGAUCUUGCUCAGUUUCCCUGCUGUCCUCUUCCGCUCUGUGCAGUUCUUUCCUCACCUGGGCAUCGACGCAUGCUACCUAGCAUACCCCCAUGAAGGGUGGAGACUGCGCUACAACAUAACUGUCAGUAUAGUUGGCUUUCUUAUCCCCGUUCCCAUUGUGUCAUUCUGUAGUUACCACAUCACUAAAGUCAUUCGAAGCAGCCAGAAGAUGAGAAAAGGCAGCAGAGGGAGUGUGGAGAGAAAGGCAGCGCACCUUGUGCUUGUUGUUCUGGCUGUGUUUAUUCUCUGCUGGCUGCCCUACCAGAUUCUGAUGUUCUUGGACACCUUGGAUCACUAUGAAGUCAUCUCUGGAUGUACAUGGGCGCAUGUGUUGGACAUUGGCAACCAGUUGGCUACUUACCUUGGCUACAGCAACAGCUCACUGAAUCCUUUCCUGUAUGUGAUUGUGGGGAAACACUUCAAGCAGAGGGCAAAGGAAGUGUUUCAAGUUGUGGUUUGCAGAAGGAAGCAGAAGCGGAAGAAAUCUGGUGAUUCCAAUGCCAAUCUGAACUCAACUAAGCAAACGGAGAAUACUAAAAUCUAGAUCUCUCUAUACAUACAGAGAACAUGGACUGAAAAGAGUUGUUCAAGAAGUAAAUGCAGUUAACAUGCAAUGAGUGUCUUUUGCAUAAACCUAAAUCAAUCACACUGUUAAUAAGCCUUUGCCAUUUGAGGAAACAUGUUAGGAAAUACACUCAUGUGCCUUCAUUCCAAGAGUUAGAGGAGAAGGCCAAAUCCACCUCCAUGUCUCUAUGAUAAAUUUGAAGCUUUUUCUAACAGCUGUUUAACUUAACAUUGCAAAAACACUCGAGACAUGUGGGGAUGACUCGUCUGCCUCCAUCUAAAGCUCAGUUAUUAACAUGGUGUAGCUUGUUUCUUUAAUCAAUGCAAAAAGCAGACACACCUUCUCUCAAAACCGCAGUAUGCUGUCUUUAUUGGAAAUUUUCAUUUUCUGACUAAAGCAAACAAGAUAUAACAUGUUAAGCAGAGAUCUCAGAAGUGACGGGCAAUGGUUUUGUUUCUGUUUGACAAAGGCAACCUGGCAUUUUGCCCCCAUUUCCCAUCUAGCUAGUUUCAGAAUUACUGUAGAAACAUGAGAAUGCUGCAAAUCUUGUUUGUAACAAUUUGUAAAAACACUGAAGUAAAAUUUAUUGGAAAUUCUGGAACUCUGCUGUUUUGUUUGAGAUGAAUCACAUCUAAAGCUGCCCUUAAUCUGACAAUCCUGAACUUGAGUCCAUGUUUAAUUUUAAUUACUGUGACCUUGAGUUGCCUCGC